Messenger RNA from Pelmatolapia mariae (spotted tilapia), 3589 nucleotides. Its product is annotated as glutamate receptor ionotropic, kainate 1-like. Gene Ontology annotation, molecular function: transmitter-gated monoatomic ion channel activity involved in regulation of postsynaptic membrane potential; kainate selective glutamate receptor activity. Gene Ontology annotation, cellular component: plasma membrane; presynaptic membrane; postsynaptic density membrane. The record is from RefSeq and is a predicted model, not a curated record. NCBI's taxonomy places the organism in Eukaryota, Metazoa, Chordata, Actinopteri, Cichliformes, Cichlidae. Gene Ontology annotation, biological process: modulation of chemical synaptic transmission; monoatomic ion transport; synaptic transmission, glutamatergic. The transcript has 17 exons. The coding region runs from base 410 to 3202 and encodes 930 amino acids.
AAGAAACUCCAUCCAUUACCUACUACGCAUUUUUGCAAAACCUCCACGACGAGGCAGGUGUGAGUUCUAUUCUGAAAAUGCUCACCGGAAGCUAAUUGAAUUUCAGCUCGCUUGGCCCGACUCGCGCGCCCUCACUCCCCUCUGGCAUCUGCAUCCUCGGAGGCGCACGGACUCUCGUGGACGUGUUUGCUGUAGCCCACCGCAGCCAGCUAUGUUAAGAAGACGUGACUUGAUUUGACUUUGCAUGUGAAAGUUGGACACGUGGAACUUGUUGUCGUCGUCUUUGGUUUCUUCUGCGUGAUGGAGUGAUGCAGAGUGGGAUCAUCAAAUUGGGAAUAAAACUUGGGUUGCGCGCUGGCAUGGCGCGUCAGGUGUGCCCGGGCUCGAUUAGAAGCUGCUUCUGUCUGUCAUGGUCUCGACAUUUGCCGUGACUUCGAGAACGAGAGGGAGAAUAAUGGAAGAAAGAAAGAGACUUUUUGGCUAUUUUCUUUUCGCGGCUCAGCUCUUUCUGAGCUCCACGCAAGUCCUCAGAAUCGGUGGGAUUUUUGAGACCCGAGAGAGUGAGUUAGUGAGUACGGACGAGCUGGCCUUCAAGUUUGCUGUUAACAACAUAAACCGCAACAAGACCCUGAUGCCCAACACCACUCUUACCUACGACAUUCAGAGGAUCAACCUCUUUGAUGGCUUUGAGGCUUCCAGGAGAGUGUGUGACCAGCUCGCUCUUGGGGUGGUUGCUGUGUUUGGCCCCUCUCACAGCUCCUCGGUUAGUGCUGUUCAAUCUAUCUGCAAUGCUCUGGAAGUCCCUCACAUACAAACACGAUGGAAACAUCCAUCGGUGGACAACAAAGACACCUUUUUCAUCAACCUCUAUCCGGAGUACACCGCUAUUGCCAGGGCCAUCCUGGAUGUAGUCACGUUCUUCAAAUGGAGGAAACUAACGGUGGUCUAUGAGGACAGCACAGGUCUGAUGCGGAUGCAAGAAUUGAUCAAAGCUCCAGCAAAGUUCAACUUGAAGAUCAAGAUCCGCCAGCUGACGCCGGGUAACCAGGAUGCCCGACCGCUGCUUAAGGAGCUGAAGAAAGACAAAGAGUUUUUUAUUAUUUUUGAUUGCUCCUAUCGCAUGGCUGCUGAGCUCCUUAAGCAGCUUUCAUCAAUGGGAAUGAUGACAGAGUACUACCAUUUUUUCUUUACAACCUUGGAUUUAUUUGCCUUGGAUCUAGAGCCAUACCGCUAUAGCGGGGUCAACAUGACUGGUUUCAGACUGCUGAACAUUGAUGACCCUUGGGUAGCAUCUACAAUGGACAGGUGGGCCAUGGAAAGACUUCAGGGUCCCAAACAAGAAAGUGGUCUGAUGGAUGGAGUCAUGACCACAGACGCAGCUUUGAUGUAUGAUGCCGUGUACAUGGUUGCUGUCGCGUCCCAGCGGGCCACUCAGAUGACCGUCAGCUCCCUGCAGUGUCACCGCCACAAGCCUUGGCGCUUUGGUCCGCGCUUCAUGAACCUUUUUAAAGAGGCACAGUGGGAUGGACUGACAGGGCACAUUGUUCUUAAUAAGACAGAUGGCCUGAGGAGAGACUUUGAUUUGGACAUCAUCAGCCUCAAAGAGGACGGCAUUGCCAGGGGUGUUGUGGAGGGCGGAAGUCGCCUCACGAAAAGGUGGAUCGAGAUUGCUGUGUGGAACUCGUACAGGGGGAUGAACCUGACGGAGGAGUCCAGGCGAGACAAGAAUAACAAUGUGACAGACUCUCUGGCUAACAGGACUCUCAUUGUCACCACAAUACUGGAAAAUCCUUACGUGAUGUUGAGAAAGUCAGACAAGGAGCUGGUUGGGAAUGAUCGCUAUGAAGGCUACUGUCUGGACCUUUUGAAGGAGCUCUCAAACAUCUUGGGUUUUACGUAUGAAGUCAGACUGGUGGCUGAUGGGAAAUAUGGAGCCCAGAAUGAUAAAGGAGAGUGGAACGGGAUGGUCCGGGAGCUGAUCGACCAUGUUGCAGACCUUGCCGUGGCUCCCUUAACCAUCACCUAUGUCAGAGAGAAAGUUAUCGACUUCUCCAAGCCCUUCAUGACCUUAGGCAUCAGUAUCUUGUACCGGAAACCUAACGGCACCAAUCCAGGCGUGUUCUCAUUUCUUAAUCCCCUGUCUCCGGACAUCUGGAUGUACGUGCUGCUGGCCUGUACAGGGGUCAGCUGCGUCCUCUUUGUGAUUGCCAGGUUUACUCCUUACGAGUGGUACAACCCACACCCGUGCAACCCGUCCUCGACUCUAAUUCAGAACAAUUUCACUUUACUCAACAGUUUCUGGUUUGGAGUUGGAGCGCUCAUGCGGCAAAGCUCAGAGUUGAUGCCUAAAGCUCUAUCCACACGUAUAGUUGGUGGCAUCUGGUGGUUUUUUACCUUAAUCAUCAUCUCAUCCUAUACGGCCAACUUGGCAGCCUUCCUCACAGUGGAACGAAUGGACGCACCCAUCGACUCAGCGGAUGACCUGGCAAAGCAGACCAGGAUUGAAUAUGGGGCAGUUAGGGAUGGAUCCACUAUGACUUUUUUCAAGAAAUCAAAGAUCUCCACUUAUGAGAAGAUGUGGGCCUUUAUGAGCAGCAGGAAGAACACCGCUUUGGUUAAGAACAACAGAGAAGGUAUCACCCGCGUCUUGACAACAGACUACGCCAUGCUGAUGGAGUCCACCAGCAUCGAGUACAUCAGCCAGAGGAACUGCAACCUCACACAGAUUGGGGGUCUCAUAGACUCCAAGGGCUAUGGAGUGGGAACACCUAUUGGUUCUCCUUACAGGGAUAAAGUGACCAUUGCCAUCCUUCAGCUCCAGGAGGAAGGGAAGCUGCACAUGAUGAAAGAGAAGUGGUGGAGAGGAAACGGCUGUCCAGAAGAGGACAACAAGGAAGCCAAUGCCUUGGGCGUGGAAAACAUUGGCGGUAUCUUCAUUGUCCUGGCUGCCGGUCUGGUUCUCUCUGUGUUCGUGGCCAUUGGAGAGUUCAUCUACAAGGCCCGCAGGAACGCCGACAUAGAGGAGGUAAGUGAGUGUGUGUCUUUUAGCGCCGUGAUGGAAGACUUGGGGAUCUCCCUGCAGUGUUACAAAGGCAUCCGGAGGAGGUCACGACCUCACGGCGGUGCGAGGUCCGCUUGCAUCUUCUGUCAACCCAAACGUACUUCAAAGAGGGAGGGAGCGAGACGAGAUUCCAGCACUUAAGCUUUGAAUCAGAAAAGAAAUGGAAAUGCAGAGACUGGUAUCUGAUCAUUUUCCAGUUCUCUUAUUUUUUUGUGUGGGCCACCAGCAGCUAUGACGUUAUUUCCUCAGCACCUGUAGACUGCUUGUGUAUGGAUAACGCAUUAAAUACUGUACCGUAAAUGUAGUUGACAACACUGUAGCCUUGUAUCAACAUUAAUAAUGUUAAAACAGGUGAUGACCGCAAGAAUGAAACCCUGUCAUAGUGUAAACCAUCGAUGUUCCCUCAUGGCUGUAGUUUGGGUUAAGGCGUCUGCAGAGUUGAAUCUGUAGACUUUAUAGAACCUCCCAUCGUUUAAUGACAAAGAUUCACUGAUUUUAACAAUAAAAAGACUUUUGCAUUUUUUUAAA